AACACAGCGCGGAAGCAGGGAGUUAAAGAGUCAGCUUGUCGUGGGCUCUGGUCUGGCCGCUCUGGAGCACCCUGGAGUCGCUAUUGGGGGCUUUCUGCCCUAGGAAUCGUGGUUUCCUUUUUAUACACACCAGUAGUUUUCUCUUUGUGCUAUGGGAGAUGUCAAAGAAUCAAAAAUGCAAAUAACACCAGAAACUCCAGGAAGGAUCACUGUUUUAAAUCCUUUCGAAAGUCCUGGUGAUUAUUCUAAUCUCCAUGAGCAAACUCUCUCCAGUCCUUCUGUUUUUAAAUCAACAAAAUUACCGACUCCAGGGAAAUUUAGAUGGUCUAUUGAUCAACUAGCUGUAAUAAAUCCUGUAGAAAUAGACCCAGAGGACAUUCAUCGUCAAGCUUUAUACUUAAGUCAUUCUCGAAUAGAUAAAGAUGUGGAAGACAAAAGACAAAAAGCCAUUGAAGAGUUUUUCACUAAAGAUGUCAUCGUACCCUCUCCUUGGACGGAUCAUGAAGGGAAACAGCUUUCAGAGUAUCAGUCCAGUAAAUGUAUAAAUAUAAAUAGUGAAUCUCCAGUUGGAAGAAAGUUGACUGUUCAUUCUGAGAAAAGCAAUGCUGCUUGUCAGACAUUGCUGUCUCUUCCUGUGGAUUUUAACUUAGAAAAUGUAUUAGGUGACUAUUUUAGAGCUGAUGAAUUUGCAGAUCAGUCUCCUGGAAACCUCAGUUCUUCAUCUCUCAGAAGAAAGCUGUUUUUAGAUGGGAACGGAAGUAUCUCUGACCCCUUGUCUCCAGCUUCUCCCAGCAGUCCUCGUAGUGGUGCUCAAGCAUCACUUGAGGUCUUUUAUUCAAUAGAUUUAUCUCCUGUACAGUGUAAGAGCCCUGUGCAGACUCCAAGUUCGGGCCAGUUUUCUUCUAGCCCGAUUCAGGAUAAUGUAAAAAAAUACAGUUUGGGAAGCAUAACCAGUCAUUCACCUAUUUCUUCACCCACUUUGUCACCAAUUGCAUUUCAAAUAAGAAAAGCACCACUCUCAGAACAAAGGAAGUUGACUUUUCAUUCUCCUGAUGCUUCAUCUGGAACAAGUUCUAAUGGAAUUACUAAUCCACGUAUCGGAAGUCCUUAUAUAGAUGGCUGCUCAUCAAUUAAAAAUUGGUCUCCAAUGAGACUGGAGAUGUGUAGGGGUGGUGCUCAGUAUCGGACCUCACUGAUUCGGAUACCAUUUACUCUUGAGGCUCACAGUGAAGAUGAGGAAGAUAAAGAGAAUACUCCUCCCACGGAUGUCUCAUUACCAGCCAUGGAUACUGCUGGGGUACAACUACGGCAGUUGAAUAGCACACAUCUAGUUGUGACUGCCAUGUCUAUUACACAGAAUCAGUUCAGUGCCUCUGAGAAAGAGUUAGCACUGCUGCAGGAUGUUGAAAGUGAGAAGGAGAAUAACACUGUGGAUAUGGUUGAUCCUGUAGAGAUAGCAGAUGAGAACACUUUUCACUUAAAGGAGGCAGUUGAUAAUGGGAGUCUACCCAUGACUGAUUUUAUGAGUGGAAUUGCCUUCAGUAUUGAAAACUCUCAUAUGUGCAUGGUGCCUCUUGCAGAAAGCAGUGUCAUUCCUUGUGAAAACAGUAACAUUCAGCAAGACCACACAACACAGAGGUGCUGGAGGAAAACAGCAAAUCCUUCUCAAUGCAGCAGUCCAUAGAAUACCUCCCUCAGAACCAAAGACUGGCCGAAUAGCUCCGAGCAUGUUUUUUAUGCACAGGAUCAACAAUGAAAUCGUGAUGGGGAGAAAACUGUUUCAACCAACAUGCUUAACACUUUUUCCUUCCCUCUGCAAUGUGAAAAAUCAAGGGCUUAAUUCAGUGAUACAGGACAACAUAAGAGCUCCUGGAACUUCAACAAGUUGCUGAAGUUUAUUUUUUAUUAAAUAACUAUUUUUGUAAUUACCUUGUUUAACAAUAAAAAAUAAUUUCAGCUUUUUAAAUUGUGACAGCUGCUGACUUUGCUCCUAUCCUAUAGGAUUAAUGAACUUCUUAUUAAGCCUUACUGACAGCACUGAAUUAGCAGUAGAUCUGAGAAUGUGUAGAAAUACAUUAAAAUUUAAGGCACUAUUGUAAAUGUUUUAAUUUACAUUAAAAACUUGUGAACAUACAGAUGAAUUUAAAUUAUAACCUAUGUGAAAGAAAUAAAUCUAAUUUAGAGAUAAAACUGAAACUUAAAGAGGCAGAAAGGAAGUUAAAUGGGUUUCCUAAAAUUUUAAUUCUUGAAUUAUUUGUUCACUUCUGUGGGGAAAUUUUUAGUUCUGGUGAUAACUGCUCUAGUUGCUACUUUUAAAAAAGAAUAUAACAUAAAGGUAGUGCUCAUGGCAUCAUAAUAUCAUGAAUUGUUACAUCAGUGGGAUAAAAGUGGGAUGCCCAGAAUAAGUAUAUAUUCAUUACUAGGGUAGGGACAUCCUUUCCAGCUCAAGCCACUAAUCAUGGUUGGCUAGGGAUAGGAAUAAGAACAUGGGAGAACAGGAUAAACACUAGGGACUGGGAUGAUGGUGGAAUUCCUGUAGGGCUUAGACCAAUGAAGUAGCAGUCAGGCAGAACUAUUUUCUAAAAACUUAUUUCCAUGUUGGGAGUAGAGUAUACUAUAACAUUUUUGGAAUUUCUUUACUUUUGGGGAAUGUGUAUUUGUAUUCACUAAUUUUUUUUUUUUUUUACAAUUCUCACAUUCAAAAGGAAAUAAUACAUAUGAAGCCCUGGGAAAUAAAGACAUGUUAUCAUUGUGUCAUUUUCUUCCUUUUUGCACUUUUGUAAGCUUAUUGCUAAUCUGCAAAAAAAUGUUUCAUUUUAUGUGCCUGGCUCAUAAAACACACUAACCAUUAAAGCCAUUAGCCAUUAUUAGGUCCACUGGCAAAGUUACUGUAUUAGGAAGUUUAGUCUUUAAUCACAUAGGCUUUAGACUCGAUAUAAACUAAAAACAACUGCUGAACGUAAGAGUUUUGGGUGCUAAUGAUCGGAGUCACCCUGCCUACAAUUCUUAAAGCACAUAUCAAGAAAUAAAAGACUAUACAUCCAAGGCACAACAAUUGGUCUGUAUUCUCCUGGAGCAACAGAGGAAGGACA
Messenger RNA from Trichechus manatus latirostris (Florida manatee), 3092 nucleotides. It is a transcript of the gene BORA, whose product is annotated as BORA aurora kinase A activator. Bases 152 to 1684 code for a protein of 510 amino acids. Gene Ontology annotation, biological process: activation of protein kinase activity; regulation of mitotic nuclear division; regulation of mitotic spindle organization. The record is from RefSeq and is a predicted model, not a curated record. The transcript has 11 exons. Gene Ontology annotation, cellular component: cytoplasm; nucleus. Lineage: Eukaryota; Metazoa; Chordata; Mammalia; Sirenia; Trichechidae. Gene Ontology annotation, molecular function: protein kinase binding.